Necator americanus (New World hookworm) is the source of this 1185-nucleotide messenger RNA. RefSeq lists its product as uncharacterized. Gene Ontology annotation, biological process: CDP-choline pathway. Gene Ontology annotation, molecular function: choline-phosphate cytidylyltransferase activity; phosphatidylcholine binding. The transcript is spliced from 10 exons. Lineage: Eukaryota; Metazoa; Nematoda; Chromadorea; Rhabditida; Ancylostomatidae. The record is from RefSeq and is a predicted model, not a curated record. Bases 1 to 1185 code for a protein of 394 amino acids.
AUGUCAGGUUCUGUGCUCAACUUUGAACCAUGCGGUCGUGAUCGUCAUAAUCCUUCUGUGGUCUCCUUGAUAGCCUCGUCCCAUCAAAUACAACGCGAAUGCUCUUAUUCACAAUACAUUUUUUGUCAACAGUCGAACAAUGCAUCCGACUGUGCAAUAUAUCUGUUGGUUGAGGACAGAUAUACGCUGUUCACCGCGUUAAUGGCUUCGAUACGUAAACGAGCUGCCUCUGAUGCUGAUGACCUCUUGCCGUCGAAGCGCUCAGCUUUAGGAGAUACACCUCUACAACUUGCCUUAAAAGGGCCUGCUCCUUUUAGUGAUGAAGAACCUGCAAUUGCGGAAAGAGAACGAGUGGAUUAUACAAAAAAGAUAACAAUUGCAAUGGCUAAAGCAGACACAGCUGGACGUCCUGUACGAAUUUAUGCUGACGGUAUAUAUGAUUUGUUUCAUCACGGACAUGCCAACCAAUUAAGGCAAGCAAAAAAUGCAUUCCCAAACGUCUAUCUGAUUGUAGGAGUGUGCGGUGAUAAGAGCACUCACAAAUACAAAGGUCGCACGGUGACAUCGGAGGACGAGAGAUAUGAAGGGGUGCGACAUUGUCGUUAUGUGGACGAAGUUUACCGCGAUGCACCUUGGUUCUGUACUGUUGAAUUUCUUAAAGAGUUAAAGGUUGAUUUCAUCGCACACGAUGCCAUACCUUACGUUGCACCUGGGGAAGAAGAUUUAUACGAGAAGUUUAGGAAGGAAGAAAUGUUUAUCGAAACUCAGCGUACAGAAGGCGUUUCCACUAGCGAUGUUGUUUGUCGGAUAAUUCGAGAUUACGAUAAAUACGUGCGGAGGAACCUGCAACGAGGUUAUUCUGCGAAGGAGUUGAACGUCGGCUUCUUAGCGGCAAGCAAAUACCAAAUUCAAAACAAAGUGGACAGUUUGAAAGAAAAGGGGUUGGAGUUCAUCAACAACUGGAAGAGUCGAUCCGAUGAGUUUAUAAGAGAUUUCUUGGAUACGUUCCAUCGAGAUGGACGAUUGAACGCGUUUGGUGGACGCCUCAAAGAGUUGGUAUCCCGAUCGCCUUCGCCUACUGCCGAACGCAUAUCCACAGAAGAUCAGGACGAACAUGACGGAUAUGAAACUCCAGACGAUAGGAGACGCUCAUCGAACGGUUCUUCACCACACAGAAAUAUCUGA